CGAUGAUUGAGUCCAUUAAGCACCGAUUGGGGCGGAUUUAUUCCGGGUCAAUUUUUGGCAGAUUCCAAAGGGGUUCCAUCACAGAUUUCGGGCGAUUUAUCCGAAAUGCCAUUUUCUUUCGAUUAUGGAGGCAACAGAUCAUGGAAUCAGGCCGAGGCUAUUCUCCACCGAUAAUGAAGUCUAUUGAUCCCAUUCUCCACGGAUGAUAAGUCUGUUAAGCAUCGAUUUGGGCCAAUAUAUUUUCGGAUGGCAUUUUCGUAAUUUUUUGGGCGACGAAAGGCCAUUUUCUUUGGAUAUUGAAGUCUACAGAUCACGGAUUCGGCCUGAGGCUAUUCUCCAACGAUGAUUAGGUCCAUUAAGCCCCGAUUUGGGCAGAUUUAUUCCAGUCAAUUUUUGGCAGAUUCCAAAGGGGUACCAUCACAGAUUUCGGGCGAUUUAUCCGAACUGCCAUUUUCUUUCGAUUCUGGAGGCUACAGUUCACAGAAUCAGGCCGAGGCUAUUCUCCACCGAUAAUGAAGUCUAUUGAUCCUAUUCACCACGGAUGAUAAGUGCGUUAAGCAUCGAUUUGAGCCAAUUUAUUUUCGGAUGGCAUUUUCGUAAUUUCUUGGGCGACCAAAGGCCAUUUUCUUUGGAUAUUGAAGGCUACAGAUCACGGAUUCGGCCUGAGGCUAUUCUCCAACAAUGAUUGAGUCCAUUAAGCACCGAUUUGGGCGGAUUUAUUCCGGGUCAAUUUUUGGCAGAUUCCAAAGGGAUACCAUCAAAGAUUUCGGGCGAUUUAUUCGAAAUGCUAUUUUCUUUCGAUUCUAGAGGCUACAGAUCACAGAAUCAGGCCAAGUCUAUUCACCACCGAUAAUGAAGUCUAUUGAUCCUAUUCACCACGGAUGAUAAGUGCGUUAAGCAUCGAUUUGGGCCAAUUUAUUUUCGGAUGGCAUUUUCGUAAUUUCUUGGGCGAUGAAAGGCCAUUUUCUUUGGAUAUUGAAGGCUACAGAUCACGGAUUCGGCCUGAGGCUAUUCUCCAACAAUGAUUGAGUCCAUUAAGCACCGAUUUGGGCGGAUUUAUUCCGGGUCAAUUUUUGGCAGAUUCCAAAGGGGUACCAUCACAGAUUUCGGGCGAUUUAUCCGAAAUGCCAUUUUCUUUCGAUUCUGGAGGCUAUAGAUCACAGAAUAAGGAAGAGGCUAUUCUUCACCGAUAAUGAAGUCUAUUGAUCUUAUUCUCCACGGAUGAUAAGUCCGUGAAGCAUCGAUUUGGGCCAGGUUAUUUUCGGAUGGCAUUUUUGUAAUUUCUUGGGCGACGAAAGACCAUUUUCUUUGGAUAUAAAAGGCUACAGAUCACGGAUUCGGCCUGAGGCUAUUCUCCAAUGAUGAUUGAGUCCAUUAAGCAACGAUUUGGGCGGAUUUAUUACGGGUCAAUUUUUGCCAGAUUCCAAAGUGGUACCAUCACAGAUUUCGGGCGAUUUAUUCGAAAUGCCAUUUUCUUUCGAUUCUGGAGGCUACAGAUCACGGAAUCAGGCCGAGGCUAUUCUCCAGCGAUAAUGAAGUCUAUUGAUCCUAUACUCCACGGAUGAUAAGUCCGUUACGCAUCGAUUUGGGCCAAUAUAUUUUCGGAUGGCAUUUUCGUAAUUUCUAGGGCGACGAAAGGCCAUUUUCUUUGGAUAUUGAAGUCUACAGAUCACGGAUUCGGGCUGAGGCUAUUCUCCAACGAUGAUUGAGUCCAUUAAGCACCGAUUUGGGGGGAUUUGUUCCGGGUCUAUUUUUUGCAGAUUCCAAAGGGGUACCAUCACAGAUUUCGGGCGAUUUAUCCGAAAUGCCAUUUUCUUUCGAUUCUGGAGGCUACAGAUCACGGAAUCAGGACGAGGCUAUUCUCCACCGAUAAUGAAGUCUAUUGAUCCUAUUCACCACGGAUGAUAAGUGCGUUAACCAUCGAUUUGGGCCAAUUUAUUUUCGGAUGGCAUUUUCGUAAUUUCUUGGGCGACGAAAGGCCAUUUUCUUUGUAUAUUGAAGGCUACAGAUCACGGAUAUGACCUGGGGCUAUUCUACAACAAUGAUUGAGUCCAUUAUGGACCGAUUUGGGGCGAUUUGUUCUGGGUCUAUUUUUGGCAGAUUCAUAGGGGUACCAUCACAGAUUUCGGGCGAUUUAUCCGAAAUGCCAUUUUCUUUCGAUUCUGGAGGCUACAGAUCACGGAAUCAGGCCGUGGCUAUUCUCCACUGAUAAUGAAGUCUAUUGAUCCUAUUCUCCACGGAUGAUAAGUCCGUUAAGCAUCGAUUUGGGCCAAUUUAUUUUCGGAUGGCAUUUUCGUAAUUUCUUGGGCGACGAAAGGCCAUUUUCUUUGUAUAUUGAAGGCUACAGAUCACGGAUAUGACCUGGGGCUAUUCUACAACAAUGAUUGAGUCCAUUAUGCACCGAUUUGGGGCGAUUUGUUCUCGGUCUAUUUUUGGCAGAUUCAUAGGGGUACCAUCACUGAUUUCGGGCGAUUUAUCCGAAAUGCCAUUUUCUUUCGAUUCUGGAGGCUACAGAUCACGGAAUCAGGCCGUGGCUAUUCUGCACUGAUAAUGAAGUCUAUUGAUCCUAUUCUCCACGGAUGAUAAGUCCGUUAAGCAUCGAUUUGGGCCAACAUAUUUUCGGAUGGCAUUUUCGUAAUUUCUAGGGCGACGAAAGGCCAUUUUCUUUGGAUAUUGAAGUCUACAGAUCACGGAUUCGGCCUGAGGCUAUUCUCCAACGAUGAUUGAGUCCAUUAACCACCGAUUUGGGCAGAUUUAUUCCGGGUCAAUUUUUGGCAGAUUCCAAAGGGGUACCAUCACAGAUUUCGGGCGAUGUAUCCGAAAUGCCAUUUUCUUUCGAUUCUGGACGCUACAGAUCACGGAAUAAGGAAGAGGCUAUUCUCCACCGAUAAUGAAGUUUAUUGAUCCUAUUCUCCACGGAUGAUAAGUCCGUUAAGCAUCGAUUUGGGCCAAUUUAUUUUCGGAUGGCAUUUUCGUAAUUUCUUGGGCGACGAAAAGCCAUUUUCAUUGGAUAUUAAAGGCUACAGAUCACGGAUUCGGCCUAAGGCUAUUCUCCAACGAUGAUUGAGUCCAUUCAUCACCGAUUUGGGCGGAUUUAUUCCGGGUCAAUUUUUGGCAGAUUCCAAAGGGGUACCAUCACAGAUUUCAGGCGAUUUAUCCGAAAUGCCAUUUUCUUUCGAUUCUGGAGGAUACAGAUCACGGAAUCAGGAAGAGGCUAUUCUCCACCGAUAAUGAAGUCUAUUGACCCUAUUCUCCACAGAUGAUAAGUCCGUUAAGCAUCGAUUUGGGCCAAUUUAUUUUCGGAUGGCAUUUUUGUAAUUUCUUUGGCGAUUAAAAGCCAUUUUCUUUGGAUAUGGAAGGUUACAGAUCACGGAUUCGAUCUAAGGCUAUUUUCCAACGAUGAUUGAGUCCAUUAAGCACCGAUUUGGGCGGAUUUAAUCCGGGUUAAUUUUUGGCAGAUUCCAAAGGGGUACCAUCACAGAUUUCGGGCGAUUUAUCCGAAAUGCCAUUAUCUUUCGAUUCUGGAGGCUACAGAUCACGGAAUAAGGAAGAGACUAUUCU
Molecule: messenger RNA, 3561 nt
Organism: Linum trigynum
Lineage: Eukaryota; Viridiplantae; Streptophyta; Magnoliopsida; Malpighiales; Linaceae
Source: the annotation of a GenBank genome assembly